CGAGCAAGUCUUUUUCUUAAAUAAUCAAGUCAAAGUGCUUUUUCUUCGUGUCGCUUCACGUUCGCAAUAAACCGCAAAAAAAAAUAUUGAAGGCACAACAUGGGGGCGUCGCAAUCGCUGGACGCUUUUUUCGGGUCACCGCCCGUCCCGAGCAACUCGGAACAAGUAGAUGUGUAUCAAUACCUACGUCGUGCGGAGAAAGCUGUGUGGCUCACAGGUCCGUUUUGGAGCGACAGCGACGUCGAGACUGCAAAAACUUCUCAGUCGAGUCCCACCAAACUUGGGGCAACACCUAGAGACCCAUUCAAGAAAAUGGUUUGAAGCUGUUGUAGUCAUUUGCAGCUAAACUGGGGCUAAUGAGUGGUGUAUAUAGACUCCGAACGACGCUCUGAGCACCAUCCCCGCCAUGCUGGACGAGAUGUGGGUUUCGCCACUAGUCGCGCUCGUGGAUUGCGUGGAUCCAAUUCCAAGGAGCGCGGGACUUGCAUUGCUAUCGAGAAUUGUUCAGAGAGGUAAUGUCGAGAAUUGGGGUUGUCACUACUGAGUUAUUACUACUGAGUUAUUACUGACGGAUUUCGAGCAGAGUCGGUGGCCAAGGUUUUUUUCGCUGUAAGAGGAAUGGACAAGGUCAUGGUAUUACUCGACAGUCAAGAUCAACAAGCGACACAUCUGGCGUUGGAAGUCAUUUUCGCUUUGUGCGCCAGUAGCUCGAGUGUGAUACUGCCGUUCUGUGAGGCUGGACUUAUCGAACGCCUAACCGAGUUGAUUAAGGGCGAUAACUUGGACCUCGUAUUGGCUUCGCUCAAGGUUCUACGACUAACACUGCGGCAAAGUACCGUAAAAGCGGCGUUAUCGAUGUGCAAAACACUAGAAGUGCUGAUGGAUUUAGUGCACUCGCCCCAGACUGCAAUAGCCAAGACUGCCAUCACCUGCAUCGGGCUUUCGCUUCCAAAUUCCGAGAACUUAGCGGAACUGCUCCGACUUGGUUGUAUCGACACUUUCCUGCGCCUCAUGUCACCUACAAACUCUAAUGCCGACGCUGUCAUCUUCGCCUUGUCACUGAUCGCUGACGAGACCGACACAAUAUUUCCGCGUGAGCAGACCACAGCAACACUUGGACGCAUGCUCGAGACACUUCGAGGAGCAGCAAAACGAUCCCCCGCCGCCAGCGCUACGAGUUUUCUGUUUGCAAGUCUUGCCAAGUCGAGUAUUUUUCACUCCGCAGUCUGUUCCGAGACCAACUUGGGCAUCCUAGCCAAGCUGCUGGUCGGUGGCUCGCCUGAAGUUCUCGGAUCUACCGCUUACGCUCUGGGUAUCGUAGCGCUUCAUGCGAACGACCGUGUACGGCAGAUAUUGUUCCAAGUCGAUGCUCCACAGAAUCUCAUCCGGUUGGUGACUCUUUCACUGGAUUCAUCAGGGUCUGGACGUGACGAAAAAGUGGCGAGACUCGCGAUAUUUGCACUAGCAACUGUCACAAACGAGGCUUUGGUUUCUCGUACAGGUACAUUGGUGCAUCCAGAGCUUGCGUCGUCACCGUCAGGAGCAUCAGACGCACUGCGUAUCAGUACGAUCGCAUGCUGUGAAAGUAUGCAGGGGAGCGAUUUCUUACCGCACGUGUAUGCUCGAGCGCUUAAGAGACUAGGAACAGGGUCGACCUACGCAUUGAAGCUGCUGGUCGCUCUCAGUACAGCGUCUAACGCCAAGGAACACAUAUGUGAAGCGGAGAGCGUGGCCAGAAUGCUGCAGUAUCUUCGCGGAGCAAGUGCAGAAUUCCUACCCAGUUUAGUGGUCCUCUUUCUCGAGUGCUGCAGCUGUGAGGAUGACCACAGUUUGGCUUUCUAUAAGCUCGUGGAGACUACCCCUGAUGCUCUGCAGAUCCUCGGUUCACUGUUCCAGAACCAUCAACCGGAGAAUCUAUUCGGUUUGGCACCAUUAUUCGGUGCCCUUGCUGGACAUUCAACACUACUCAGAGACCACAUGAGUUCAUCGACUUUCUUUGUGGACCAGACGUUGAAUGUUGCUACACGACUCAAUCAUGAAGCUCUCCACGAACAAGUCUUUGGCUUCUUGGAUGGACUCACAGCUCACAAGAACACACGUGCACUGGAGCAGAUUUUCGCCAGUGAUCCAGACCGUAUCGCUAAUUUACUUCUAGCAUCGCUCAAUACCCAAGUGCAGCUCAUAGGAGCUACACUGCUGCGUCGUCUAUUUAAGCGUCUCAACUCGCGUGACAUCCCUUCCACUGCAGCUCAGCGUCAUUUAGCGAAGUUGCUAUCCAGUUCCGGUGUGAACAUCACGAUGGCUGUAGCAACGUGUCGAGUUUGGGGGAACCUUUUCCAGUAUGAGGACAAGCGGCUCGCGUUCGCUCAGAUUCCCGACUCAGUGUCAGGUCUCUUACUAUUACUACAGCGAUGCAUCGGUAAUCAACCAGUUUGUAACACAGCAACAAUUCAUGCCUCGAGCAUCAACAGUCAAGACUUGGAAGCCGAGGAAAAGAAGGUCGUGCCAUCAGGUCUAAAGCCUCUGUACUGGGUUAUCCGGACGACGUACCGGAUGGCAUGCUGCGAGGUCACCAAGCAGCCUCUUAUUGUGGCGCCUCAAUUCCUGUGUAUUAUGGAACUAUUUCCCCAUGCAUGCGAUCCCAUCGCUCGACUUGCAAUCGACACGAUGAGUGAGCUCGCAAGAUCAAGGACUCCAGGAUUGCGUCGUACAUUAGCAGUACCGGUGGUGCUUAACGCCAUUCAGCAGCUUCUUCGUGAUCGUGAACGUGGAUCUACUGGACAAGGUGCACUUCCACAACGUCACGUGCUUCGCUUUCUCGGUCUGUUAGCUCGACGAGAUGCAGCGAUCCAGCAUCUUGUCGUGGAGAGUAGACUACUGGAGGCUUUGUUGCUCUUGUUGCAUUCUCCAUCGACUGCACUGAAUGCUGAGCUGCUCGCUGAGUCGUUGGAUGCUCUAGCUUGGGUGUGCAGUGCUGCUAUGUCACCUACCGAUGUCGAGGCGCAAGCUGAGAUUGACGAUGAAGCUGAGAUUGAGACUCUAGAAGGUGAAGCACCAGCUAGACGAGUCGUGGCUACGUCCAAGAUGGUGGACUUGUCACUCCGCCAUGCCGACUCAGCUCUCGCUCCUGUAGCUCGUGCCAGUCUCCAUCUACUGCAACGACUUGCGUGUGAACAGCCAGGAGUUCCUCAGUUUGUAUACGAGGCUAAUGGCGCUUCAGUAGUGAUGCGAGCGCUGCAACAACGGUCUGAAUACGCAGUACAACGUCGAGUGUGCGGACUUAUACGUCACCUGGUUCAUCAACACGACGGGAAUCGCCAACAAUUCCAAGAACUGGGUGCAACAAGCUUCCUAGUGGAACUCGUAAUAACUGCUCAAACGUCUCGAGUAGAAAAUGGAUCGUCGCAAAAGUUGCAGAUCAAAGCACUUCAGGCGCUUGCAGCAUUGUGUGAAGGCUCAAGUCCUGCAGCGAGAGCGUCCAAGAAGGAAAUACUCGAGUGUGAGCAAUCCGCAGACCUUGUACAGCUUGUAAAUGCUGCUGAUGAUGAACGACUUUGUGCGGCUUGGACGCGUGCUCUUGCAAUGGGAGUGUUCGCAAGUAGCAACAACCAACGACAUCUAGUAUCAGCUGGACUUGUGUCUCUACUUACCAAGUUACUACGUCAUCCAAGUAACUUUGUGCGCGUUCCAGCUGCUCAGUUACUUGCCUAUUUGGCUGAAGCUCCAGAGAAUCGUGGCGUUAUUUUGAACGAAGGUGGAGACACUCUACUGUUAGCGACCAUCGCAGGUCUACAAUCUGAACUUCCUGGAUUACAGCGGCACACAGCUCUCUUGGUAGCGAAUCUAGCGACUCGACAUGAAGGGAACAAAGUUCGAUUGGGAGCUGCUGGCGCUGCAUCGCCACUGGUGGAUCGAUUGUCUUCUCAACGAAGAAAUGUUUUGGAAAAUGUAUUGCUAGCUGUCGUGAAGCUCGGAUCACACGCUGGUAACAAGGUCAAGUUAGGAGGGAAAGUGUGUUUCGAGAAACUAUUAUCUCUCGUGCACCAUGACACUCUUGAAGUUGCUAAAGGUGCAGCCAGAGCUCUCGCUGUGCUUGUGGUGGGAAAUGACGCCAACAAGAAGUUCCUUCUUCAAUGCGAAACUCCCGUCGUCGCAGAAUUAAGUACACUAUUGAAAGGAUCGAAUGGGAGUAUCGUGGAGAGUGCCAUGCUCGUAUUGGGCGAGUUGGCUCCGAUGCCAGCUCAAGCGCUCGAGUUGUCGCGCUGCGUUGAUGUGCUCUCAGUCGUCAAGUUACUCUCUCACAUCAAUCCACGCAUCACACGUGCAGCGUUGCUCGUCGUCCGACAUCUCACUCGUGAGUCUUUCAAUAAGACUCGCUUUGGGCUUCGUGAGUGCGUGGAAGCGCUUCUAACUCGGUUAAGACUUGGUCUUAGCGGUACGAGUGGAGCAGAUGAGCUGGAGAUGAUGGAGCUGAUAGUCACUUGUCUUGCCAACUUGUCUUUCGCUUCCAGUAAUGCAUCACUUAUUGCUGAACAUGGUGACUCGCUACUUCUGUUGUUACAACUCACGACUUCAGCUUUACCUACAACAAUGAAAGAUUACCUGUCGAAGAGAGAGAUGUUGCGUCUGAUGUCUCAAGGCGACGGAACAGAUAGGAGCACUUCAUCGCCUAAUAAGGCUCAACAAGUGGAUAACAACGACUCGUCUCCACUUCGUGGUAAAGAGGGCGAAGAAAUAUACGAGAAGAUGACCAGAGAUUCCCCCAAGAAAGGAGCUAUCAAGAGCGAUGAACCUCAUCACGCUGAGAUCGAGUCUCAGUCUCAAAAGCUGGACUUCAGUGCCUUCCCAAGUCUCCAAACUGCUGUACUGGAACAAACGUUGCUGGUUCUCAGCAAUUGUGCCGAUCAAUAUCGCACAAUUAAGGUUGUGGAUACUCUAACUGUCGCUGUGUUAUGCCAGGCUCUACAUCAUUCAAGCGAACUUGUUACGAGGUGUGGAUGCUACACUUUGGCCUGUUGGUUGAAGCAGAACACGUCGCUACAAGACGCAGCUACUAAGCGUGGAGCGCUGCAGACUUUGUCCAAGCUACUGACAUCUACGAGUCUUGUGGUAGUAGAAGCAGCAGCCUACGUGCUGUCCAAGCUCGCAGCACGAGGCGAUAACCCGAUGAAGCUGCUGGCAUUUGACGUCCCAGCCACACUUGUGCAUGGAAUUCUGAGGAAAUCUGCUAACGUACCGCACGAUCGCGUACUGGAUCGUGCUGCACGAUUACUUGGCACAUUGGUACAAUUCUCGCGCGUUCGUCAAGGACUUAAAGGCGAAGAAAUCAUCGCUGAUGUGCUUACACCGUUGUUGCAGCUACAUCCUCAGACUCUGGGCAAGAAUCUCAGUCGUCUUGUACUAGUGCUGCUAGCGGACGACUCGCUCAAGUUCUUCCUGCCUAAGAAGACCGUGUCAUUACUGCGAGCCUGCUUUGUUCAUCAAGCCACAAGCGCGAAGACGAUUCGCAACGUGCUACGUAUUUUCGCUGUGCUUGUUACAGUGGAAGAGCACAAGACGACGAUCACUCUCGAAGACAGUGGCGAAGCACUUGGACGCAUUGUACAAGAACUGCGGGUCAACGAGGGAGUUCUCGGUGAGAACGACGAGACCGUUCUUGGAAUUCUUGCGUGUAUCGCAGGCACUAGGAAGAUCGCAGUGAUUCUUCAUGAGAACGACGUUUACGUGAGGUUACCGCCGUACAUUUUGGUGUCCCAGGACGAUAAUUCGGUCCCUGAGAACGACACAACAUUGAAAACUCGACGUCUUCACACGGUUCAAGUCGCUGCUCAGCUUUGCAAGGCUUUAGACGAUCAAGCAGUGCGUCAAUUAUCCGAACUGGAGUUCACGAGUUUGUUGUUGGAACUACUCCGUGUGGGGCUUCCACCUCCACAGUUACCUGAAGCUGAAGGUGAAGACGCAGCACUGAAUACUGCAGCUAGCCCAGCGACGCUCUCGCCGUUGAACUGGGUGUGUCUUGACGUCUUACGGCAAUUGUGUUCAUCUUCUUACGACGAACAAGCCAUCGUAGAGGUGGGUGGUGUGGAACUUCUAGUCGCGUACUUCGAGCUCUGGUUAUCCGUGACAUCGGGUGUUGCUCCCAAUUUGUUCCCUUCAGAAGGUGAAGGUCUAGUACUGUCGUUCGCAGUGUCGCUAACAGCGAUCAUCCGCACGCUUUCAGCUCAAACUCCUAACCGUGAACUGAUGGUACAAGCUGGAGGAUUCCCACUCGUCUUGAAAGCUCUUGGUCUUGGAACACCCGAGUUACCAAAUCCACAACGUGAGCAGCUCGCAGAAGCGCUUGCUGGGUUAACCGCGUUGCCAAUCAUGGUGCCAUACCUCGAGGCUUCUCCUGAUCUAGUGGCUCCAUUGUUCCGCUUCAUGGUGGCUCCUCAGACCCAGCAAUUGAGUCACUUACUGCUGCUAGCACUGCGUGCAUUCGCCGACGUCAUGGAAGUCUCACCAGCGAGUCGUUCGUACGUAUUGGAGAUCACUGGAGGUGCCAUUCAACCUCUUCCAUUCCUAUUAUCGUGUCUAGAAUGCUCCAGUAUUUAUCCAAGUGAUGGCGGCAUCGUGAGACUUCUCCACACUAUGCGGUCGAUUCAACGUUUAGUUACUGAUCAAGUUAUAGCUCGAGCCUUGGCAUCCCUUGACGAUCUUCCAGCUAUUGGGAAGUUAUUAUCACUAGUGCUGCCUCUUCCUAGUUACGACGAUCGAAUGGAGAUUGUACAGCUCAUGGCUACAGAGACUUUGGGCUACUUGUCGUUCUUCGGUCACUCCCCUCAACUCCGUCUUGAACGCUCAGGAAUUACCCGGUUAUUGGCUCAAGCAGACUACACAAAGGAUGAACGCGUGAAGCCUGAAAACAUCGCAACCACUAUGUGGACAUUAUCACUGUUAUCAACACCGCAAGUUUCACGCUCAAGUGAAGCUGAAGCAGUGGAAACUACAGCGAACUGUGUGCGUAGCUGGAUAUGGGAAGAUCCUCGUGGACUUGAUGUGCUCAUUAGCUGUGGACUACGGUCUCCUGAGUAUCUGAAUCUACCCACAUCGGUAGUCUCGGAUGUGCUGGCUGUGCUCGUAACAGCGACGGAGAAAGGACCGGAGGCUGAUACUGUGCUCACUCUACUUGUUCAAAAGCGAGUAUGCACACCCGCUGCAGCUCUACUAGAAGCAGUAGAACCUACCGUUCGCCUUCCAGCACUGCAGCUUUUGGCACGAAUACUCAACAAGCAAGUAUGGGCGUCGAACGAGCCUUUAAGCACAACGAUCGUCAAGAAAGAAUCCAGUGACGAACGUUGGAGUGCUGUUCUACAGCAUCUGGCUGAAUGGCUGCAAGUUUACGCUCAGGACCCUCAAAUCUCCCCGUUAAGUGAGCUGCGAGAUGCCUACCGUUGUUUAAGCGUUUUGACAGCACACAACGAGAUUGCAGUUCAAUUCCAGAAAGGAGAAGCCCCUCGUGGUCUCAUCAACUUAGUAGCGACGUCACUGCACCAUUUCGGUGGUAAACGGCUGCCCAGUCGACCUGAAAGUCUCGUACUUAUUCGAAGAGAGUCCGCUUACAGUGAAGAGCCAAGUCCAGAAGCUACCGAUACCGCAGAGCGCGCUCGAUUAGACUGGACGCUGCAGUUUGCGACUGUGCUUCACGUACUGCGCGUAUGUCGACGUUUGAUGUCAUUCUCGUCUCAACUGAGUGAAAACGCACUCGAGUUGCACGUGCCUCGCGCACUUGACAGUCUUGUACUGCUGCAUGAUCGCCAGAUAUUGGACGAAGCUCUUCGUUGCAUGCUUCAUCUCGCUACGCUACAUGGAGAGGAGACCGAGUUGCUGUUCUCUUCCGACCGCACAGUGGCUCGACUUAAAGGCUUGUUACAGAGUGAAUCCAGACCAUUACAGGCUCGCAUCACGCCCAUCUUGUCUCUCAUGACAACAAAUAUGCCCACGUUACCAGGAUUGUGCAGUAUGGAUGGCAUUCUCAUCUUGGCAGACCUUGCUGUCUGUAGCUCAGGCGAUGACAUCCUUACGAAGACUGGAGAUAACACAGCUCUCGCUCUCGAUCGUCGUGUCUUUGAAGAUUCCUGUACGAUGCUGCAUGUGAUCUUCUCUCACGAAGAAGGCGUUAUCCUAGCGUUUGAUGUGGCUCAAGUGAUGUCGAAGCUCUUUGGAAUUGUAGAGAGAAUGACUAAAUUUUGUAUCGCGUCAGGAAAUGAUGUCGCAGAGGCUCCAGAGCUGCUCCACUUGCCUUUAAGCGUACUUGUCAAAGCCUCAUUUGUCCCUGCUGUUCACGUACGUUAUCUGGAGUUACUGCCUCGAAUAUGUCACCUCUUGGAUGGAAAAAAUGGUCCUGCAAAGCUCACAGGACGGUGGUGUGAGAUGCUGCUAUCGAUCUUGUUUAACGUGUUCGGCUGUCCUUUUGGAAGCCAUUCAGCAGCGUCAGUCGAGAUCCUCGCACAAGGAAAAAGAGCUCUUCUACCUCAGCUUUUACCGCUGGAACGAUGGUUGUCUGUUGUCGAUUCCUUCCCAGCAUUAGGUCGACUAGUUAUUGAGUUGACCCGUGCAUUCGUUGGGACUGGAGAGCUCUCUUCCCCAUACGCAACUCUGUUCAAUAGUGGAGAAGACAUCCCAGCGCUUCUUAAGCUAAUUGGAUCAACCAAUGACGAGGUUGCUAUCCCGUCUGCUCAGUUGUUGCUAGCGGUGCUAAAACAGCGCGAUGUACGUGUUGCUUUGAUUGUGGCGGACGGAGUACCUGCUCUGGUAGUAGCGCUAUGUCAAGCAAGAAACAUCAAGGUGCAGAACCUGUUACUAGCACUGAUCCUAGACUUAUCCAAAGGUGAUACAGAGGUGCAAGCGCUGCUGUUGAUCGCCCCCGGUUGUGUCGGACGUCUCGUGGAAAUCGUUCAAGAAUCGGUGGCUCACGCAAACGAUAAGAAAGAGAACAGAAGUAGUCUCGAUGAACGACUCAUGUUGACGUGUACGCUAUUGACAGAGCUAUCCCGAGCACUUUAUGGACCAGAACGCAUCGUAGAAGUUAGCGGGCAUUUGCCAUUGCUCGCGUUGAGUAUCCAGCAGCAAGAAUACGAUCUCCAAGGAGCUCACACGACAGUUCAAAUUCUCACGAACCUGGCAGUUGCUGGCAUGACCGUGGCUCCUGGUCUCGCUGCGUCCAAACUACCCGCACACUUUCUGUCGUGUGUACUCUCAGACGAGAAAGAACUUGCGAAAUCAAGCAAGAAGCAAGUGUUGCCAUUAAGAUGGCGACUGGCGUUGACUGGGUUGGUCGCUCUAGCGAAAGCCAACCGCGAAUUACGAGCUACACUCGCGCAGAGUAAACCCCUAGUCGUGUUUCUUGAAAGUGUUCUGCAAAAUCCAGAACAAAGUGGAGACAAGAAGGAUAGUGCGUCAACAUUAUCUCGCGAUGCAUUACUACUGCUCUACUUGAUGAGUACUGUUGGUUGUGUCGAUCUGGUGAAUCACUCCUCAAGAGAAAUACUAUCUCGUGUCUGCCGUAUCAUCGUUCAAAACUUGGCUCUUCACAAAGAAAGCGAUAAGUUGCAAGAUGAGGAAUUUGCUCCAGUGGAAGUCACGCGUGGGUUAAAGUUACUUGCAAAUCUAUUAGACGUGGCGCACAACCAGGAGACCCAACUCUCCUGGUAUCCAGAGAAAUUGCUGGAUCUCGCGGCUCUACUUGAAGCUCGAGUAGCAGCUCACCAAACACCCAAACGACAGCUCCCGGCAUUGCGUGUACUUCGUGGUGCAUUCGCACUAGCAACCACAGGCAAAAACAAGACUUUCUACUAUCCAUUAUCAUCGAAACUACUCGCCGAGCUACUGACCGUUCUACUCGUAAGUGCGUCGCGUCAGCACCGCGAAAUGGCCCAAUGUGUCGUGGUUUUAGCUUUCCAAAACGACCCCAAACGCGCUCGUGAGUCUGUAGGAGACAAUCAAAUUCUAGAACAACUUCUGAUUGUAUUCACGCAACCAGGUAAUGAUGCGUCAGAGUUGGCUGUAGUCCUCACGCAAGUGCUGUACGUGUCCAUCGCGCGAAGCUUCGUCGUCAGUCAACGAUUUCUCGCCAAGCUACCAGCCUUACUGGCAUCGUAUGAUCACGAGAACGAUGACACCAAUCAGCUUUUAAAGAGAGCGUUGAGUAUUUACCUCAGUUUCGUGCACUCGAGCUGUCCGCCAACAUCAGCCAUGAGAUCGGGAAUAUCCGACAUGUUGCGUUCCGAAGGAGAUCCACGUCGAGCACUGACCGUUUUGGUUCAUCAACUACUGCUGGUACAUCCUCCUGUGUGUAUAUUGACUCGAUCUUCAGUGACAUCGUUGUGUACGGAGGAUAUGAUGCUGUGGACUUGUAUUGCCGAAAGCGUGAGUCCAUUAACCCCGGCACUAGCGGCAGUAUUCACUGCUCAAGCCUCUAUUUCGACUUGGAUGUGCUUUCUUCGAGAUUGGUUUGUUUGUGUGGAAAAAGCCGAGAAUCCGAGCGACGAAAUACUACGAAAUUCGUGUCGAAUGUUGUCUAUAGUCGCGCAUUUACCCGUUUCUGAAGAACCGGAGCAGCUAGUUCAAGAGCGAAGCAAUUUAUGUUGUCGGUGUCUUGCAGUGCUGAGUUGUGGAGGCGGUAAGCUACCACCUCGUGUGAUCGAAGGAGCCUUGCAAGCUCUACUGGAUGUGCGUGAAGCAUGGGGAGAUACGUUCGUGCUUACCGGAUGCAGCACAUUCAACGGCACAGCUGCGUUGCUACCCGAACUACUGCAUGUUUUCCAAGUUCCAGAGCGUGAAUUCGAUCAAUCUCGUCAUUUGGUUCUCCAGUUCUUGUUAUUGUUGGCAAGUACUGGACACUUUAUCGAAGAGAUGAAAGCUGCUGGAACACGCAGUGCAGUCGAGAACAACCCGUUGAUCUCACCGGAUGACAAGGCUCUACCUGUUGCAUUGUUGGGUAUGCUAGGAUACAGUGCUGAUCUCAACGAGGAAUUUGCUAAAGCUCUGGAACAAUUCGACACUGCUAGUUCUGAAGCGGUACGACGAGAGCAUAUGGCGUAUCUGUUGCGUUUCCUCGAGCGCUACGCGUUAACUCAUGCACCAACGAAAGAACAAGCUAUCGAUUCCUUCAUGACUUACCUUGUUGCUGAUGCUGAAAAGGCCCAAACCGCGGCCAUGGCGACGGAACAUGAACCGGAAGUGACGAAGGAUGAACAAGCGUCCGCCAGUAAGCUGGCUUUAACAAUUGCAGGUGAUUGUCUGGCGUCUCUAGUCAGGAUUUCUGGCUGGGGUCCGCCAGAGCGAGGUCUAUCUUCGACUUUAAGUAGCUUUGGAGAAUUGUAUCUUGCUCGCUGGGAUCUCAACGCUCUGUUAGCUGUAGCAUUCGCACGACAGCGUGGAGACGAAGACAAUGACUUCCAGGAGAGACCUCGACUGGCAUUCGCUCAAAUAAUGCAGGUUUUAGAGUUGACAGCUCUUGUUAGGGCUCAACUAGAGGAGAACGCGCGAACUGGAGGCAGCGGCGUUGUCGUUGUCAGUCAAAUCAACACGCGAUGGCUCUGCAACGCCUUCAUGUUGGUGACUGGAAUGUAUCCAUCCGAUCGCAGUUCACAAGCGAGGAACGACGACUUUAUUCUGGUUGAGCAAGUGCUUACGCUUGUGUAUUGGCUGGCAGUGAACAGCUCCAUUUGUUUCGAAGAUAUUUGUCGAAAUGCUGCCCAGCUUCGUGCUUUCUUUGUGCCAUUAACACCAGUUUUCUGCGGAGAUUUCCAUGGAGAUAAAGCGAUGGAGCUCUUCUUAAGUUUAUUGGAAACGACAGUGAAUACUCCCACACCUGGAGCUGAAACGACAGCGAGUAUUGACGAGCUGCUGGUUGAGUUACUCAAGUUUCUAUAUGCUCAAGUUGACAAUGUUUUACUUCAAAAUGUUCGUGCUCGCUUGCUGCUUUGCGUUCUUGUCAUAUUGCACCGUACUGGUGACACUGGACGUGCUGCUUGCGUCGCCUAUGAACGCGCAAUGCAGCAGAUUCUGUGGCAUAUUUAUGCAACAUCCGCCACUGAGCUCCAAGCGCGUUGCAGUUGGGAACUCCUAGGUUCGCUCUGUGAAUUAGACCCUGCUAUCACUGCGCUAUUUAACCUUGAUGCUAUCCCCGUACUUCUUCGCGAAUGUGGCUGCGAUCCUGGUAAGCAACCUCGACCGUCCUCGGAUAGUUGGAGGCAUUCGAAGCGAGCAGUGGCUUUCAGACAAGCUGAGGCUCUUAAGUGCUUAUCCCGCGCAGCAAACACACACGACGAAGUGCUGUUGAAAAUCGGAGAAGCUCCUGGGAUCGCCGCUGUGCUCUUUGGUGCUUUAGCAAGUCAUGUUGUAAAUUCCGACACGAGUCGGAAAUCCAACACCAAAGAGUCCGUACUGGUGGAUAGCGCAAGUACUCAGGCUCAUGCCGCGCACUUGAUCGCACGAAUUGCAGCUCAAGAAGACCUUCGGGCUUCGUUGGUAUCGCCUGAGAACAUCUCACUGCUCAUUGAAUCCCUCGAGUCGGUGCAUUUGCCUGUGGUUUUACACGCACUACAGGCUCUAGCUCACCUCUGCGCAUUCUCGCUCUGUCUGGAUGCACUGGUACGUAACGCUACGGUACCAGUACUAGCUCAAAUUCUCUUCUCACCGCUAGUAGAGACACCUCGUCGCCGUGAGAUUGAAGCAUGUGUGCUCGCUCUACUCGGUAAAAUGUGCGACCGCAGUCAGAUAGUAAGUCGACGAGUUGUAUCCUCCAACUUGUUGCCAAAACUAUGUGAGUUUCUGAUCCUUGAGAAGGAACUCGAGUAUAUUCAACAAGAACCUCAACCAGAUGAGUUUGGCGUACAUAACAACGCUGUGUGGAUCGUUUACAGCUUGUCCAAAGACGCCGAACUCGUCCCCAAACUGGUCGCGCACAACAUCCUUGAAACACUGAGUGACCAACUACUGGAAUACGAUCAGAGUUCUACUCAACGUAAGGCAUUGGGGGCAAUGAGUCGGCUUGCAGGUGUCGCUGAAAUGGAUGCAACAUUCCUUCAGUCUUUGAUCAGCCAAAUUGUUGAAAGUGUUAGACGUAACGUCCCUGUACCAGAAGCUCAUCGCUCUGUCACCAACGCGUUAGCAGUGAUUAAUGCCAUCCUGAAAGCCAGCAAGAAUCGUUACUAUCAACAGCGUCACCGUCGACCUCAGAGUCAACAGCGUCGAGCACGAGAUAUGGAUGAAGUUAACAUCCGACAAUUGCUUCUUAAAACUGAAGGCUUGCGCGUCGCACUCGACUUACUUGGCUCAGUAGAUUCUCGAAUUAAACUGGAAGCUUUCCGUGUGGUGUCCGAGUUUAUUGAGGAUCAUCCAGAUUUUAACGAGGUGCGCGAACUGCUUCUUGGGUCAGAAGAACAAGGCGGUUCUCACGCUUUAUUGAGUCUGGUACGAGCUCUUUUGGAUGAAGCUCGUUCGAUCACAACAGCAGGUCGUGGAAAAAAUGAUCUGCUCCUGGCAGUUAUGACCUUGUUGAAUAUGCUUCUCACUGACGAAAUACUUAAGACGAAGCUCACUUCGAUGACGUACGACGUGGUGCUCCAAGUGGUAGUGGUCGUCUCUGAAAUGAACAACAAUCUGCGAGUGCUUGGUGAAGCUCUCAAAGCGUUAACAACCAUGACUCAAGCUGGACAAGUGACUGAUCUCUGCCCCGAAGCAGCUCUAGUGAGCAGCAUUGAGCCCCUUGUAAAGAUUCUGCAAGUUUUGAACGCAGCUGAAGGCGGAGCUAGCACUUCCAUGCGGUUAAACGCAUUAUUUCUGCUGGUUAACUUUGCUUCAUCGGGUCAAUGUCGGAGUCGUAUGGCACAUUGUGGUGCAUUGGAAGCUCUUCUUGGGAUUAUCCAGUCUCCUGGUGGGGCGACUCAUGAUGAUCAGUUUGUUCAACUUGCCUUACUCGGUGUAGCACUCAUGACUAGCAGUGGUAUUAGUGACGCCGCUGCUGUUGUUGAUUUAUCCAGAGCUAUUGGCAGUCUGGUACGGUUAUUAAGUUCCAAGAGUCCAAGUAUUCAAGCCAAUGCUGUCUGGGUCGUGUCUAAUAUUUCCUCGGAAGUGAGCUUAAAGAGUGCCAUUGUGGCGCGUGGUGGGCCAACAGUAUUGCAAGCCAUGCUAAACGAAAAUACGAUCAGUGACGUACCAGCGUCUAGCAGAGGAGGAGCACGUCCUGCAUCAUCGACCAUGAGGAUACGCGAAUACGCCCCAAAAGCUAUAAAAGCUCUAGGAUUCGCCCCACUCAUGCCCCCAGGUCCUCCGAAGUGAAACCACUAUAGAUAGGUACAUAUAAUUAAUAACAUGUCGAACGAACUAACUUGGAAA
Molecule: messenger RNA, 14382 nt
Organism: Phytophthora nicotianae INRA-310
Lineage: Eukaryota; Oomycota; Peronosporomycetes; Peronosporales; Peronosporaceae
Exons: 5
Coding region: 619-14325 (4568 amino acids)
Biological process (GO): nucleus-vacuole junction assembly
Molecular function (GO): protein binding; protein-membrane adaptor activity
Source: RefSeq, a predicted model, not a curated record